AUGACUGCAAAUCAUUUGGUCGCUGAAUCCGUGUGGAAAACUAUAGCGUCAACUCAUUCAGUAAUUGAGGAGCGGCUAUCAAUCUUGCAUUUCUUGUUUGGUAAAAACUUUGAGAAAGCAACUAGGAUAGCGUACCAAAGGGGUAUCAAGAAGAUCUCCGGUGAACCCACUGGUCGUUCCAUCCUUCAGAUUGUGGGAGAAUCAAGGAGGAAAGAGGAGUAUUUCUGUUUUGCUGAAAAUAAUUGUGCUUGUUAUUCAUUCUUUUAUGAUAUAUGUAAGCAUCGAUUAGCUGCAAGAUUUGCUGGAUCAUUGGGAGCUUGUAUUGAAGUUAAAGUGUCUGAUGAGCAGCUUAGCAUUAUUGCUUUCAGAACUCUAGAUCUGGGUAAUGAAAUAAUAACUCCUUUUUUGAGAAAAUUAGAAUCUUCUUUGAAUGUUUUUUCCUGCAAUUUAUAG
Messenger RNA from Durio zibethinus, 453 nucleotides. Lineage: Eukaryota; Viridiplantae; Streptophyta; Magnoliopsida; Malvales; Malvaceae. The record is from RefSeq and is a predicted model, not a curated record.